GGUCCCCGCCGAGCCGCCGCCGCCGACACCGAGGUGCCCCGGCCCUCCCCAGCCGCGGCCGUCACCGCGGAACGGGCUGCGCGGCGCGAGCACGAGGAGGCGGCCGCCAGCGCCGCCCGCAGCGGAGGAGGAGAAAGGGUGCGCAGCCCGGAGGCGGGGUGCGCCGGUGGGGUGCAGCGGAAGAGGGGGCCGGGGGGGGGGGAACUUCGUAGCAGUCAUCCUUUUUAGGAAAAAAGAGGGGGGGCAAACCCUCCCCCACCACCUCCUUCUCCCGCAGCGCACCACACACAGUGCGCGGGCUGCUCCUUGGGCACCGGCGGCCCCAGCGCGUCCUUCCUUGCCUACGUUUAGCAAGCUGCUUCUUUUUUCCCCCUUUCGGAAAACGCAUUGGCCCUGCGGAGUUUAAUCAGAAGAGGAUUCCGGUCCCGGUCCCCCAGCUCCUCCAUCGUCCCCCUGGCGUGUCUCUCUCCCCUGGAGGUCUGAAGCGGUCCGGUGGAUACGGAUCCAUGCCUGCGCUCCAGCGUGUGUGUGCGAGUGUAAAUUGCCGAGAAACGGGGAGAAUCCCAGGACUUCUGCAAAUGCUGGACUGAAAAUUGUAAUUCAUCUGCCGCCGCCGCUGCCUUUUUUGCCCCGCUGCGGUGCUCUUGAGAUCUCUGGUUGGGAUUCCGACGGAUUGACAUUCUCAGUGAAGCCGGAGUGUGAGGACCCAAUCUGGAAACCCUCCUGAUUUUUCCUCCACCUCGCCUCCAGACCCCAACUCCCGAUUCAUUGCAAGUUUCAAAGAAGCUUAUACAAGGAGACUUCUGAAGAUCGAUGGUGUGGUUGCCUUAUGUAUUUGUUUGGGUUUUACCAAAAAAGGGGAAACUUGACAGAAGAUCAUGCCGUCCUUAGAAAAUACAGUAAGUUCUUUGCACAGGAAUUUGGUUUAAUGUAACUUUUAAUGGACGCGUUUGAAAUAUUUUUUACUUCCAAGUGCAUUCAAGCAAAUUUAAUUUCCAGACAGUCUAAUGCAUUUUCUUUAACGUGUAACUUGUAACGGAUAUACCUUUCUUACCUUAAAUAUAUAAAGGAAAACACACCUGAUUUUAACUUCCUAGGUCGUCCCGCCUCCUCACCUUUCAGCAUUGCGGAGGAAGUAGACUGAUAUUAACAAAGCUUAAUAAAUAACGUGCCUCAUGAAAUAAAAAGCCGAAAGGAAUUUGAAUAAAAUUUUCCUGCAUCUCAUGCCAAGGGGGAAACACCAGAAUCAAGUGUUCGGCGUAACGAAAGACACCCCUUCAUCCAAGAAUGCAAAGCACACCCAAUAAAAGAGCUGGAUUAUAACUGUUCUUUUUUUUUCUUUGGGGCCGUGGGGCGGGAGUCGGGACGCGAAGUGCUGUUGGUACCUGCAGCUUCUUUUCGGGGAAGGAUGGCGCAAGCCGGGAGAACAGGGUAUGAUAACAGGGAGAUCGUGAUGAAGUACAUCCAUUAUAAGCUGUCACAGAGGGGCUACGAGUGGGAUGCUGGAGAUGCGGACGUCGCGCCCCUGGGGGCUGCCCCCACCCCUGGCAUCUUCUCCUUCCAGCCUGAGAGCAACCCAGCGGCCGCUGUGCACCGUGACACGGCUGCCAGGACGUCGCCUCUAAGGCCCCUCGUCGCCACUGCUGGGCCUGCGCUCAGCCCUGUGCCACCUGUGGUCCACCUGACCCUCCGCCGUGCUGGGGAUGACUUCUCUCGUCGCUACCGUCGCGACUUCGCUGAGAUGUCCAGUCAGCUGCACCUGACACCCUUCACCGCGAGGGGACGCUUUGCCACGGUGGUGGAGGAACUCUUCAGGGAUGGGGUGAACUGGGGGAGGAUUGUGGCCUUCUUUGAGUUCGGUGGGGUCAUGUGUGUGGAGAGCGUCAACAGGGAGAUGUCACCCCUGGUGGACAACAUCGCCCUGUGGAUGACUGAGUACCUGAACCGGCAUCUGCACACCUGGAUCCAGGAUAACGGAGGCUGGGAUGCCUUUGUGGAACUAUAUGGCCCCAGUAUGCGGCCUCUGUUUGAUUUCUCCUGGCUGUCUCUGAAGACCCUGCUCAGCCUGGCCCUGGUGGGGGCCUGCAUCACUCUGGGGGCAUACCUGGGCCACAAGUGAGGUCAACAGACCUGUCCCAAACAAAUAUGCAAAAGGUUCACAGAAGCAGUAGAAAUUAUAUGCAUUAUCAAUGAUAUACCAUGAAACAAAGUUGUGAUCUUUUUUUAAAGCAGAGUACACACACAGACACACACACCACACCACACCACACACACACACACACACACACACACACAUACACACACACAUACACACCACAAACACCACAUUCAGGCAAAUGGUCGAAUCAGCUAUUAACUGCCAAAGGGAAAUAUCAUUUAUUUUUUACAUUAUUUAGGGAAAAAAAGAUUUAUUUAUUUAAGACAGUUCCACUGAAACUCCAGGCUUUGAAAACCCUACCAGGAAUUGCCAAGAAGCAUGUGUGGCUCCACCUGCCGGCCUGUGCCUGUGGUCAUGAAUCUAUUUUCCAUAUUGGCCAAACUGGCCCACCAUCUAAAGAGCAAAAGGCGCAGGACCGUGACUGGUGCGGAAGCCUGCAGUCUGGCUGCUAGAAGCUGUGGAGAAGGCUUCAAUGUCAUCUCUAUCCACUGGCCCUGGGGGCCAGAAUGCUGGAAGGGGCAGGUGCCUACAAGAAAGCCUGGUCUUCCUUGGACUGGAGAGAGGACUUUUGUGUAUGACUCAUAUGGUACAUAUCCAGUCAGAGGACAAAGGCUGGAAACUCCAGAUGGACUUGGUACCCGCUGAGACUUCCCUACUGAAAGACAGUGAUGGGAAAAUGCCCUUAAUCCAUAGGAAAUUAUUUUUUUAAGCUACCAAUUGUGCCGAGAAGCAUUUUAGCAGUUUAUACAAUAUCAUCCAGUACCUUAAGCCCUGACGUAGAUAAUCAUAUAUUUUGGAUACACACACUCCUCCAAUACUCACUCUGUCUGAGGAGGAAACAGAAGCUUCUGGAUUCCAGGAAGUGGAUGUGUGACGACUUCUUCAGCAUCAGGAAGAAUGGGGUCACCUAGCGCUUCAGGCAGCCACAAGUGCCUGCCUGAAGGGCAGACCAUCAUCUGCAGAACCUCCCUGUGGCUAAGCAACUCGUCCUGGGCAGCCUGCCCUGAGUGCGGCCCUCACCAGCCUCCUCACAGGGUUUGGAACAGAGUGGCUGGUCUCUGAGUGUCUGGAAGCUCUCAGAGAUCAGACUUGCCCAGUAAGAAAGAGCAAUAUUGAGACUCACUUACUGGGGCCUGCUACCCUCAGGCCUUCCAGGCUGGGCCUGUCUGGAGCAGGAGAACUGCUCCUCCUAAGACACUUGCCACUGUAGAGAGGAGAAAGCAGGCUCAGGGCCUGUCCUGCCAGAGGGCGUAAUGAAGGCAGAGACCCCCACCUCACAAGAGAAGAAGCCCGUGGCCCUUAGGCAGCCACAGGUUCCUGCUGGCUGUGCUCUGCCACCCUUGAGGCAAGGCUUUAAGUUACUUUGGCCAUAAAACCUAAGGAAGCACUGAAGCAAGGUUCAUGGAGUCCAUGACCCAUGUCUAUGGAUUUACAUGCAAAACAUUAUCUUGUAGUUUGGUUUUAUUUGAAAAUCUGACAGAGGGAGAGAAUAAAAAGUUUCAGGUAUGUAUAGAAUGUGGAGAUUAUCUGUACAUCCUGGGGCCAAAAGAAAAAAAAAAGACGGAAAAUUAUAGAGGAAUAACAGAAGAAGUGAAAUCUCCAACUAAUGAGAUUUCCCAAGUUUAGAAUUAGCAUGGGGAUAUUUGUGGAGUAACUUUGGGGCAUUAUCACACCCUGUACCAUUCAUCUGUAUUAACGUUGGAAUGUACUUCAUUCAAUGUUUAUUACUGUGGUUGAUAUUUCAAAAGCUGCUUUCAAAAAGAAUUCAUGCAUCUCAGCAAUGUUUAAGUUGUAUUUAGUUAUGACCUCUAGAAUGUUUGUUAGUUACACAAACAAAAGAGAUACUUUUUCCAUUUGAGGUAUUUGUCUCUUGAUUCUUCAAAAGCAUUUCUGAAAAGGUGGGAACAGCCUGAGAGAGAUUCUAGGGGCUCAAGAAGCUGGGUUUGCUGUUCCCUCUGCUGUGUUGUUGGAGCUUGCCCUCUGCCUGGACAGACCCUAGGAUUGCUCGUUGAGAUGGAUAUAGCCGUUGCCCACUCAACCUUGUUUCUUCAAAGUUUACUCGCCCCUGGACAGUUCAGCAUUUAACUUGUUACCUAGGAUUACAGGCAUGUUUGGUUAAACCCAUGGCAUUCAUUCAGUUAGAAAUCCAGAUGGGAAACAGAGUAAAGAGUUAGGAUCUGGCUAUGGCAGCUGGGCCUUCAGAGAGUUGCUUUGUGUGGCCUGUUGAGAAUAGAUGUAUCAGGAGUCCUCUUAUCCACCCUCCCCCAGGCCUGCUUCCCCCUGCAGAGAGAGAGAGAGAGAGAGAGAGAGAGAGAGAGAGAGAGAGAGAGAGAGAGAGAGAGAGCCAGACCUCCCCAGUAGGUCUCAGAGAACAAGAUGAUCAGAACUUUUCAAGUUAUUCUAAUUUUUAAGCAAAAUAUUAUCCUGUGAAAGGUUUACAUUCUCCACAAGGUGAAUACUAGCCAACCCUGUGCUGCUGUCCUGCCAAGACCAUUGUAGUGGAGGAGUCUGCAGUACACACCAAGUGUCCGGCUCCUUCAAGCUGCUUUUUGAAGUUACGAUGAAGAACACAGACAUUUUAAAUAUAAAACCUGUUUCUCUUCUGUUUUUGUUGUUAUUGUUUGAACUUGGAUUUGUAGAGUAUCUGAAAAAAACUGUACAUACAUUUAAAAAAAAGAAGAAGAAGAGGAAGAAGAAGCUCACAGGAGUCCUUCAGGUGUGGGAUUUUGUUUUCUGAUUUGAAUGGCAAAUUCGCCCAGUCACUGGACCCCAGCACUGGACAGUAUUGGGGCUGCACUUGCGAUAAAAGCAGUUGGUGGUGCAUUUUUUUUCUUGUUAAAAACACGUUAGAGGCGAAGAGUGUAUAUAGAAGCCUUGACUAGCCUUUUUCUUCCUCCUUUUUUUUUUUUUUUUUUUAAUCUCAAUUAUUUUGCAGUCAGGCAACAGAGAGCCAUCUGCAUGUAGUUCAUAUUUGAGAAGGGUUUUAUACCUGAAUCUCACCUCCUCUGUAAGCUUUGACAUCUCCUCUCCAUCAAUCAAAACCAAGCAGACAUAGAAGUGGGCUGAGAGACUCAGAGAACCGUUGAGAAGAGCGGCCCAGUGCCUUCCAUAGCCCCAGUGCUCACCCGGGCGCUCUGAAAGAGAGAUGGAGAGAAACGGAGAGGUUCAUCCCCAGUGUUUCCUCAGGGGCUGAACUUGUGUGCAGGCUUGAGAUUUCCACGAGAACCACAGUUAAGGGAACACUUUCAUGUAGUUCAAGUAAAACCCUCCAUCCUGCCCAGCUUGCUUGUCUCUGCAUGUUCGGGUGUGGCCUUUAUUCAUACAUACAUUUUUUCCAUGGGCACAUACUUAUUUAUUACAUCUAAGAGCCUUGCUGUGUCUAGGAACGGGGAAGCAGGGUUUAGGAAGUGCUCACAAACCCAGAGGGAUUAUAAUAGCCAGGACUGAAUGUAGAUAAUGGGGCAGUACCCACACGUGUAGGUCCCACACUGAAUAGAAUAGGCAGAAUUGUGAAUACUCUGUGUUUGUAAUCGAACCUAGACUAAAACAAGUCAUAAAUGUAAGCGUCAACGCUAACUGUGCUUUGAAGGUGGUGGGUGUCUCUAUACCUCCUUAUCACUUACGGUUAGAAAUGUACACCUACCCUAUCAGGAACAAAUAACAGGAAAAGGCUGAAAUACAAGCCAGUCUAAGGAAAUGAGGGAGCCAUUGAAGUUCUAUUCUGAUCUUAUUCUAUGGUGUCUAUUGCAGCUCAGACAAAUAUGGUCACACACUUUUUAAGACAUACAAUUCUACAUUGUCGGGCCCAUGAAGGCUCUAAUCUGAUCUGUGCUGUUGCCCAAUUUGAAUCUUUCAGGGAUUUUUCUAUGCCAUUAUUAUAAGGACAGAGGACAUUUGUUAUGAGGUGAGAGAGGGAGAGGAAGAAUUCUUAACGAGUAGAGCAUUCCCCAGAUGGACCAGGGUGUGAAGGUCUUCAGUGAACUCAAACUGUGAGGAAUGAGGGACCUUUACGGGGGUCAACGUUAUGUUCAUCUGAAGGCUUUCUGCAUUCUUGCUUCUGCAAGACCGUUUUUAAGCUCUAUUGUACAUUUAGAUUCCAAGGACAUUGACAUAGUUCAAAGUCUGGCUUAAACAUGGUCAUGCAAUAGCAUAUGUUUCAAGUUGGAUACGGCUAAUGAGUAUUUCAACAGUAAGUUUGACUUUUUAACCAAUGGGAUAUUUAAACAACAGCCUUCCAGUUGGUAGGGACAUCUGUUUCUCACUGUUUAUUAUACACAAUGUAGAAAAAAAUUAGAUAAGAUUGAAUUAAGUAAAACAUUGAGAGACCGAAUUAGGUAAACAAUUGUGGUGGCCUUUUAGCCUCAGCCAGGGAAUUAUUCAAUCCUCAGUAGACAUCUGUGCACUGUGCAUCUCACUGGACAUGAAGAAAACCAGGUAGAGAACAGAUGCUGCCUGAGCGUUUCAUCCUGGAUACCCAAGAAGAAUAACCUAAACCUAAAGCCAGUGUUCUGUGCACCAAGCCCAGUACAAAAGACAAAAACAGUCAUGGGAAACGGAAAAGCUAGCUGAUUGGAAAUCCUGGGAAUGUUAAAUGUGCCGGCCAUGAGGCUGUGUCUCAAUGCCCGUACCUUCCUACUUGGGAACCUCCAGAUGGCUCCCUUCAUGAAAUCCUCCCCUCCAAGAUAACAUCUGAAGGAUUGAUGGCAGAUUCAGUUUCCUUUAGGAGACACUUUCCUUUGGAGAGGAGGGUUCUUUGUUAAAAUAUCUUCUUAGGUUUUCAACUAAGCUUUGCUUUGGCUUCAGUUAUAUUGGGGUUAUUUCUAAGUAAAGUAAUGUACAAAUGAGUGUUUUGUAUUGAAAGCUUUGUUACCAAGAUUUUCAUACUUUUGUCCAUGGGCUGCUUUUAAGGUUGAGACUUAGGUGUGGCUGAUACCUAUAGCACUGUACAUACAAAAAUAUAUAAAUGUGCUUGGCGUAGUUACGGUAAAGUAAGUCUCCAGUUGGCUACGGUUACAUAUAAUGGCACUUUGUUUGUGUUGUUAGAAAACGUUACAUUGCCUUUAACUCCCCAUGUCUGUCGGAAGAAAAAUAAAGUACAGUGUGCAGCA
This is a messenger RNA of Arvicanthis niloticus (Nile rat), 7266 nucleotides long. The record is from RefSeq and is a predicted model, not a curated record. NCBI's taxonomy places the organism in Eukaryota, Metazoa, Chordata, Mammalia, Rodentia, Muridae.